Messenger RNA from Osmerus eperlanus (European smelt), 2612 nucleotides. RefSeq names its product LMBR1 domain containing 1 (gene lmbrd1). Gene Ontology annotation, biological process: protein localization to lysosome. Gene Ontology annotation, cellular component: lysosomal membrane. The record is from RefSeq and is a predicted model, not a curated record. Lineage: Eukaryota; Metazoa; Chordata; Actinopteri; Osmeriformes; Osmeridae. Bases 74 to 1708 code for a protein of 544 amino acids. The transcript has 17 exons.
UAAAAUGAGAGUGACUGCAGGUGUAUGGUGCAUAUCAAUGAGGAGAAGGUUUGGAAAGAAGUGAACAGUGAAGAUGGCUGAUCUGUCGCUGAUCUCGGAGUCAGCCCUCGGCUGGACUAUUUUCACCCUCGUUCUCCUGGUGAUCCUGGUGUUCUGUUGGGUCUACAUCAGGAAGUACCAAAGCCGUCAGGAGAGCGAGGUCAUCUCAACCAUCACCGCCAUCUGUGCUCUGGCCAUCGCUCUGAUAACAUCUGCCCUGCUUCCUGUGGACAUCUUCCUGGUCUCCUACAUGAAAAAACCCAAUGGCACCUACAAGGACUGGGCAACCAACAACGAGACCAGAGGACACAUAGAGGACACAGUGCUGUACGGAUACUACACUCUCUACUCCAUCAUCCUGCUCUGCGUCUUCCUGUGGAUCCCCUUUGUGUACUUCUACUACGAGGAGAAGGAGGACAACAACGUCAACACGUGCUCGCAAGUGAAGAAUGCUCUGAAGUACACCGUGGGCUUCGUCAUCGUGUGUGUGGCGCUGCUGCUGAUUGGGGCGUUUGUUCCACUGGAGGCUCCACCCAGCCAGAACUCCACCCAGUGGGAGAAGGUCCAGUACCUGUUUGAAGAACUGGGGAGCAGCCGCGUUCCUGAACACAGCGCCUCUCAGGCACAGCACGCUGGUCUCUGUCAGAAGUUCCUGAACACAGCGCCUCUCAGGCACAGCACGCUGGUCUCUGCCUACGGGAUGUCUGCGCUGCCUCUCAGCCUGAUAAAAGGCUCUCGUAGCGUGCUGUACGAGCGCCUGGAAAACACAGAGGACCUGGAGGAGGUGGAGCAACAGAUAGACAAGCUCCGAGCCAAGUGUGAGGACGGCCGCCCCCUCUCCUCCAGAGACAGGCGGAGUCUGGAGGACCUGGAGGCUAGGCUGGAGCUGCUGCUCCGCCGGGGGCGCCACCUGGAGGUGGCCCAGGGACACUGCUGCGGCAAGGUGGGCCGCGCCCUGCGGCCUGUCAAGAUUCUACUGGGGGUGUUGUUCAUCUUGGUGGCUUUGCUGUUUGUUGUGGCCCUGUUCAUCUCAAAUCUGGAUAAAGCCCUCCACUCUGCUGGCAUCAGUUCUGGCUUCAUCGUGUUUGGGACCAACCUGACCAACCCUCUGAACGAGCUGCUGCUUGUCCUGCAGCCUGUGUUCCCUCUGGACUACGUCCUGAUCACAGUCAUCACCGUGUACUUCGUCCUCACCUCCAUGGCAGGCAUCAGGAACAUGGGGAUCUGGUUCUUCUGGAUACGGCUGUAUAAGAUCCGUCCCGGCCGGACCCGUCCGCAGGCCCUGCUGUUCCUGUGCAUGAUCCUGCUGCUCAUCGUGCUCCACAGCAGCUACAUGCUCUACAGCCUGGCCCCCCAGUACGUCAUGUACGGCAGCCAGAAGUACCUGGCCCAGACGCCCUCUGAUGGACUGACUCCAGGGAACCACACCUUUGAGACCAGGAACUGUGAUGCUGACGCUCCUGAAGACCAGUGCACCAUGACCAGGUCCUAUCUCUUCCUCCACAAGUUCUGGUUCUUCAGCACCAUCUACUACUUCGGAAACUGGGUCUUUAUCGGGGUGUUCCUGCUCGGCCUACUGGUGUCGUGCUGCAAGGGCAAGAAGUCCGUGAUUGAGGGCGAGGUGGAGGCAGACGACUCGGACAUGAGUGACGAUGACUAUGCCCACUGACCUGCUGCACACAGGGACAGCCUGGCCGCGGAGAGGGGAGGGAGGAGGGGGGGGGGGGGGGGGGGAAGAUAUCAUAACAUGCUGGUACUUUUAAGAUGGUUUCCAAAAUGUUGGUAUAUGUUUAUUUAAGAAACAAUAUGAAAAUGCAGUAUAUAAAUGACUGAUUUCAACUUUUACUUUUUUCUUUGUUAUUGCAGACGUUGCUAUAGCCAAACGUACUAGUUGUUCAGUUGUGUUGAGUUUGUCCCGCCCUAGUUGGUCAGGUGUAUCUGUACCUGCUGCGCCCUGUGAUGUGGACGCUGUAGGAAUCCCUGCUGGGUCCUAAAGUCUGCCUCAGAUAGAAGUUGUCUUGCACACAGCUUUAAUGUUGUUUAGAAUGUCACUGAUUGAUUUGCCAGUGCUGAGGAUAUGAAGGGACAAGACGAGCAAAUAAGAUCUGAAUCUGGAAGAGAAACUGUCUGUGCACAAUGACAACUAGAGCAUGGGUCUGCUGAGUAAUUAAAUAUGGCUCAUGUGAUGUCCUGAUCUUUGCAAACAGGAACCAUAUGCUUAGAUUUGAUUGAAUGAUGGAUUUCCUCUUUCAUCUGCUCUGUGCCAGCUAAAUGCAUGAGGUAGUUUAUAAUCUACCUAUCCGAACUCCAUCACUGACAACUGCACAUAUAUCACCCUUCCACAUAUUUAAAAAUACACUGUAACAUAUGGUUCCCUUUUGCGCUGCGUAUAACAUAUGGUUUGCUAUGAUUCUGUUGCUGUAGUUACCAUGGUUUAGCUUUUUUUGUCUCAGGAUACCUGGCCUCUAUUGUUCGAUUGAUAUGUUGUCUUUCUAACUAUUACUGAGCAUGAUGUAAUUUGACUACUACUGACAGUGUCCCUUAUUUAUAUUGAAUAAAUUCUGAAUUUGUUA